AUGUCAUUCAGCACGCUCUACAUUUCUAUUUUAAUCACCUUACAUUUCUCAACUUGUCUGGCCACUUCCGAUCCGAACCUCUACAGCAAUAAGAGCCGACCAUUGGACAAUGAUGCUCCAGAAACAACCACCUCUUCCGGUCCAUCACAUCUCGAUCAUGGACCCAGCAAUCAGAAUGGCAUUUAUCUAACAGCCGAGGAUUUCCAGAAUGCAUUCACUAUCGAUGACAAUGAUGUCGAUACCAGCCCGUAUUGGGCAGCACCUCGUCACGCAGCCGAUGUAUUUGAGGGUGAUAUCUCCGGCGUUCAGUCGAUCCAAGAGCUUCGCAACGCAAUCGUGGGACGUAAUUAUCGCUGGCCGAAUGCUGUCAUUCCUUACAUCAUUGCGGCUCCCUUCACUAUGGCGGAACGCAGUGUCAUAGCCAGGGCUUUGAUGGAAUACCACAACAAGACGUGCAUCCGAUUCGUUCCUCGGACAAUCCAGCCAGACUACAUCGUCUUCAGAACAACAGGAUCCGGGUGCAACAGCAACGUCGGCCGAACGGGUGGAGCUCAAACAGUGUCGCUGGAUCAAGGCUGCAUUCACGUUGGUCUCAUUAUUCACGAGCUGAUGCACGCAGCUGGUUUCUACCACGAACAAGCGCGUACCGACAGGGACGAUCACGUCGUCAUCAACUGGGCAAACAUUCAAGACGGAAUGCAACGAAACUUUGACAAACUUGGACCCAACGAAAUCGAAAUGCUGGGAACCCGUUACGACACAGGAUCUGUCAUGCAUUACGAUCAAUUCGCCUUCGCCAAGGAUCGCAAGAUUCCGACAAUCUACUCAAAAACAGGCAGCACCCUCGGCAACACUCAGGGAUUCAGUCAGAACGACGUAGUAAAGUUGAACAUCAUGUAUCGGUGCGGCUCUGAAGAAGUAACGACAACGGUCAGAACGACCACCCCAACUACUCAGACGACAACAACAACGGCUAGAACGACCACUGCAGAGGCAACAACUACUAGAGGAACUACUGAAACCCCUGGUACCACAGGAACAACAACUACACGGAACUACUGAAUCGCCCCCGAAAGAGACUACAACGACCAAAGAGCCAAUCGGUAAUGAAUAACCAACGCCAAAAGCCUAAAUUUCAGCGAGUUCAUUAGCUAAUUGC
This is a messenger RNA of Daphnia magna, 1159 nucleotides long. RefSeq names its product hatching enzyme 1.2. Gene Ontology annotation, molecular function: zinc ion binding; metalloendopeptidase activity. The transcript is spliced from 8 exons. The record is from RefSeq and is a predicted model, not a curated record. Bases 1 to 1062 code for a protein of 353 amino acids. NCBI's taxonomy places the organism in Eukaryota, Metazoa, Arthropoda, Branchiopoda, Diplostraca, Daphniidae. Gene Ontology annotation, biological process: proteolysis.